This is a messenger RNA of Phalaenopsis equestris, 1318 nucleotides long. Its product is annotated as prohibitin-1, mitochondrial-like. The transcript is spliced from 6 exons. The record is from RefSeq and is a predicted model, not a curated record. Lineage: Eukaryota; Viridiplantae; Streptophyta; Magnoliopsida; Asparagales; Orchidaceae. Gene Ontology annotation, biological process: mitochondrion organization. Bases 269 to 1138 code for a protein of 289 amino acids. Gene Ontology annotation, cellular component: membrane; mitochondrion.
AACAUCCUGCAUGAUCGAAGUCAUCGGACGGUCGGUCAUUCAUUUCUUCCUCCCCAAUACAAUAUGCCCACUUAAAGCCACAGAGAUCGGCGCGUCGUCUAACCCCUAAACCCUCUCCCGUUCGUCGGCGGCUCCGCCAGUUUACAUCCGCUUUGUUUUCUUUCCUAAUUCUGUAAGCGGUUAGAUCUUCUUGUUGCUGUAAACUGGACUGCGAGUUCAUCGUCUGUGAAUUUAAGUGAUUUCAGGGGGUUUUACGAAGCAAGCAGAGAUGAACUUUAAUAAUGCUAGGGUUCCGAACGCUGGAGCGGCGUCAACUCUCGUAAAAGUUGCGCUCAUUGGAGGCGCUGGUGUCUACGCCGCUCUCAACAGCCUCUACAACGUCGAUGGUGGUCACCGGGCCAUCGUUUUCAACCGCAUUCACGGAAUCAAAGACAAGGUUUAUCCUGAGGGAACUCAUUUGAUCAUCCCUUGGUUUGAGAGGCCAAUCAUUUAUGAUGUUCGUGCUCGCCCACACCUUGUCGAGAGUACUUCUGGUAGUCGUGAUCUUCAGAUGGUUAAAAUUGGUCUUCGAGUUCUUACUCGCCCCAUGCCCGAUCAGUUGCCAACGAUAUACCGAACCCUUGGAGAGAACUAUAAUGAAAGGGUUCUGCCAUCAAUUAUCCAUGAAACCUUGAAAGCUGUUGUAGCGCAGUACAAUGCUAGCCAGCUUAUCACACAGAGAGAGGCUGUGAGCAGGGAAAUAAGGAAGAUCUUGAUGCAGAGGGCAUUAAACUUCAACAUUGCGCUGGAUGAUGUGUCCAUUACAACCCUGAGCUUUGGGAAGGAGUUCACUCAUGCGAUUGAAGCUAAACAGGUGGCUGCACAGGAUGCUGAGAGGGCCAAGUUUAUUGUGGAAAAAGCUGAGCAAGAUAAAAAGAGUGCUGUAAUCAGAGCUCAGGGCGAGGCCAAGAGUGCUCAGCUCAUUGGAGAAGCCAUCGCGAGCAACCCGGCAUUCCUUGCCUUGAGGCAGAUUGAAGCUGCAAGGGAAGUGGCCCAAACAAUAUCGAACUCUGCUAACAGGGUGUUUCUAAACUCGGGCGAGCUGCUGCUUAACCUCCAGGAUCUCAAUUUGGAGAGCACCACUAGUCUGAAGAAAUAAUGGGUGAGACAAAAUCACUGAUAUAUUCUUCAGAAGUAAUCUUUAUUUAUCAGAAAUUUUGAAUUGUUUCCGUCUGUCAAUUUUGACAAACCAUUCUUGCAUACAAUGAGGCUAUCAUGAAACCGUUAAAGGUUUAUUUUGCUAUUUUGAUAAUGAAUAUAUUAAAGCUAUGUUUGCGAA